AAAAAGUAAACAUUAAGUAUGGUUGCGUGUUGCGUGCGCGCACCACCAAGAUGUAUCAAAUUGAUACCUAAGUGGCGGCUUGUCGCCUUCAACUCUUACACCUCGCAACGUAACACAUUCUAAUGAGAACCAGAAACAGCUGUCCCGUACAUUGCGACAAAAAAGGGUGGUCUCUAAACUCAACUCCCCCUUUCCGGCGUGUCCUUCCAAAGUUAUGCCGCGUGUCGUGGCGUGGGUUGGAAAAAUUGACCCAUCACGCAAUCAAUUAUUCAGCCCCGUGAGAGUCCGAUUCCUUCGGGCGGUGGCCACCAGCUAUUGAUUUUCCGUAAUUAUUUCACCCUCUCGAGGGGGGAAGGCACGAGUCGAUAAAAGCGAUUGACCUGCAUGCCGAAGGUAACCGUAAUGUUUCGUUUUGCUUUGUUCUUUUCCCUCAGGUUAAGAUCCUGAACCUGAUGGCCGGCGAGCACAUGACCGAGGACUUUCUCAAGAUCAACCCGCAGCACACCGUUCCGACGCUCGUCGACGACGACUACGUCCUGUGGGAGUCGAAGGCGAUCGCGACCUACCUCGUUGAGCAGCACCGGCCGGACAGCGCGCUCUACCCGAGCGAUCCCCGCAAGCGUGGCCUCGUCAACCGGAUGCUGUACUUUGACUCGACGGUGCUGUUUGCGAGGGCAUUCGCCGCCAUCGGGCCGGUCAUGCGCGCCGGAGCCAAGAGCAUUCCGCAGGAGCGCAAGGACGCCAUUGGGGAGGCGCUGUCCACGCUGAACGGAUUCCUGGAGGGACAGGACUGGGUCACCGGGGAGGACUGCACCGUGGCCGAUUUGUGCCUGCUGGCGAGCGUGUCGUCACUGGAGAAAUUGGGCGCCGACGUGAGCGGUUUGGCCAACGUGAGUGCCUGGCUGGAACGCUGCAAGGCCCUGCCCGGAUUCGAUGAGAACGAACAGGGCGCCACCAUGUUUGGCCAGGGAAUCGGCUCCAAGCUGGAGGAACCGUACUAAGAACUCUCUAUUUGUGUCGCUCGAGAAAAAACGGCUUUUAUUUAACAAACACACGCUACAUUUUCUUCAACUACUUGUCGAACAGUAUAAAACAAAGAAUAGCAUUUAGUGAUGAGAUGAAUCGAGAUGGUAUAGAUGUUAGUAUUACUGUUACCACGUUACAUCAAGAGGUUAAUAAUAAAAACGAAAAAAAUAUUAAUGCACUAAGCACUAAACAAAAAAACAAAACAAGUUUUUCUUUCUCAA
Molecule: messenger RNA, 1247 nt
Organism: Culex pipiens pallens (northern house mosquito)
Lineage: Eukaryota; Metazoa; Arthropoda; Insecta; Diptera; Culicidae
Product: glutathione S-transferase 1-like
Exons: 2
Coding region: 453-1001 (182 amino acids)
Biological process (GO): glutathione metabolic process
Molecular function (GO): glutathione transferase activity
Source: RefSeq, a predicted model, not a curated record